CAUAGGGAAGUACAAAGCAUUAUAAUUAUUAAUAAAUAGAUACUCAUUAACACUAACAAUAUAGUAAUUAAAAAUACUCAGGGCAAAGUAAUUUUAACAAUUAUGAAUUAAAAAAUGAUUCAUAUCCUUCAAAUUAAUAAAACAACUAUUGAAUCCAAAACGAUAGGAUUCAUAAGAUUAUGUUAUCAAUUUACAGACCACUAGAGCUUAAGAUACAAGACUAAUCAAAUAAAAUACAAAAAAAUACAGAUGAACAUUUGCAGAUAAAGUAUAUUUAUUUUUAAAGGAAAAGGAAUUUUCGAUUUUAGAUUUCAUUCAAUAUGCUUAAACUUAAAUUGUACAUUUUAUACAAAUACUCCUGCAAAUUUUGUUAAUAAAAUACACUCGAAUAUUAUGUAAUUGCAACCACCUCAUAAUGA
Paramecium octaurelia is the source of this 419-nucleotide messenger RNA. The record is from the annotation of a GenBank genome assembly. NCBI's taxonomy places the organism in Eukaryota, Ciliophora, Oligohymenophorea, Peniculida, Parameciidae.